Molecule: messenger RNA, 1098 nt
Organism: Endocarpon pusillum Z07020
Lineage: Eukaryota; Fungi; Ascomycota; Eurotiomycetes; Verrucariales; Verrucariaceae
Exons: 4
Coding region: 1-1098 (365 amino acids)
Cellular component (GO): membrane
Source: RefSeq, a predicted model, not a curated record
AUGGGUGUUGCUGACAAAAUUUCUCCAAACUUGAAGUUCGCCAUACUGGGCUUGACCAUCCCCAUCUUCACCCUCUAUGUGCUCGUUCUAGUGGGAUGCGUGUCCACAUCACCAGGCGUCCCGAGCCUCUACCUGUUCUUGCUUAAGGUUAACGAGAUCACCCUUCGAGUGGGCUAUUUUGCUGUCUGCGCCGUGGACGCCGCGAACACGACCAGCAUUCCUGUGUCACAGAAUGGAACCGCCAACGCAACUGACGGAACCAUCUGUAUUCCAACCCUUGGCUUGAAUUCGUCCGAUUUGAGCUUUCAGCUCUUCGGCAACAGCGAUGAUGUCGUGCCGAUCCUUACUCUUGCCUUGACUUUGCAGAGAAAGAUCCUUGUUCCACUCGUCCUCGUUGCGUCUCUCCUUAUGCUGUUUGGUGCCAUCUUUUUCGCCCUGGUCAAGGUCACCCAGAUGAAGCUGAAGAACCCCUCCGCCUUUGAGGGCGCCAUGAAGCAGCUCAACAUCUUCAAACCCGCGACCCUUGCCACGUUAUGGACGUCGGUCCUCUUCGCCUUCGCUGCCGCAGUCGCAUCGACAAUGGGCAUUGGCGCCCUGAACUUCAUCAUUCCAGUCCUGGCAACUAACAUAAGCGUGGACGGCGGUAAAGUCCUCCAAGCGCUACAAUACAUGUCCUUCAUCCUAGGGGCACUCUUCGCCCUGGGCGCCACCAUGAUGCUCGGCGACCAGCUCGAACAACAACAAGGCGUGCUCGGCGAUGAGUAUUCGCAGCAAAACGAGAAGGUUCUUGCGGAGCAAUCUUACGAAGAGCAGAUGAUGCAGCAGCAAGCCCAGAUGGAUGGCCAAAUGGAUGGCCAAAUGGAAGGCCAAAUGGAAGGCCAAAUGGAAGGCAUGGAAGGUCAAGAACAGCAGUAUCCAGAAGGCCCGUAUGGUGAAGAGGGCCAGCAAUAUGCCCGGGAGAUGGAAGGGCAGGAAUAUGCCCAGCAGCCGGAGGGGCAAUAUGCUGAGGGUGAUGAAUAUGCACAGGCCGAGUAUGCUCAGCAGCAGCAACAACUACAGCAACAGCAGCAAUAUCCGCAGCAACCAUAUCCUGGGUAA